This is a messenger RNA of Nymphalis io (European peacock), 4065 nucleotides long. RefSeq lists its product as uncharacterized. NCBI's taxonomy places the organism in Eukaryota, Metazoa, Arthropoda, Insecta, Lepidoptera, Nymphalidae. The transcript is spliced from 18 exons. Gene Ontology annotation, molecular function: metal ion binding. The coding region runs from base 115 to 3135 and encodes 1006 amino acids. The record is from RefSeq and is a predicted model, not a curated record.
CACAUGAUCUCAGAUUGCCGGUAAUCGGUAUUCAGUUGACUGUACAAGUAAUUUCUUAACGACAUAUUUUGUCGUUAUAUGUGUAUAGUUUUAUUGUUGCUAUAUUAAAGUAAUAUGUCUCACUUCAAAUUGAUUUCUUCAAUAAAAGCGUCUGAUGUAAUUCCUGUUAAUAAAUAUGUAUCCGAUAGAACUGGGUUAACGGUAAUAAUAGCAAACGUCGAGGGUCCCCUGGUCAAAGGGUUUUUUUGCCUUGCAACGGAAGCUCAUGAUGACGACGGUUUGCCGCAUACAUUAGAACAUCUUAUCUUCUUAGGCUCAAAACGCUACCCCUACAAGGGUAUCCUAGAUUUAUUGGCCAAUCGUUGCAUGGCACACGGCACCAAUGCUUGGACUGACAUUGAUCACACCUGUUAUACCAUUCACACUGCUGGAGAUGCUGGGAUGUUAACUUUACUGCCUAUCUACCUCGAUCAUAUCCUAAGACCUACACUCACUGACCAAGGUUUUACAACUGAGGUCCACCAUAUUGAUGGUGAUGGAGAAGAUGCAGGUGUUGUGUAUUGUGAAAUGCAAGGACGAGAAAAUACAGCUGAUUGCAGGUGUGAGUUGAGCUUACAACGUGCAAUGUAUCCUAAUAGUGGAUACUCAUCGGAGACAGGUGGAAUAAUGAAAAAUCUUAGAACUUCUACCAACAAUACUAAAGUACGAGAUUUCCACAAGAAGUUCUAUAGAGCAGAAAAUUUGACGAUUAUUCUAACAGGCCAAAUUGAAGCUGAAGAUGUUUUCAAGGCACUUGCUAUUGUGGAGGAUGACAUCAUGAUGGAUCUUAAAGAAUCGGGAAGGAAGGAGCCUCAAGAAGACUGGAUUAAACCAUGGCAAACUAUUCCUCCUCCACCAAACUAUGGAGAACGAAGGGAGCACUGGCCCGCUGAUACUGAAGAUUGUGGACAGGUGCUGUUCGGCUGGCGCGGGCCGCUGCUGACGGAGGCGACUGCGCUGACGGAGCUGACGGGCUGCGCGGUGCUGCUGCGCUACCUGUGCGACACGGCCGCCGCGCCGCUGCAGCGCCGCCUCGUGGAGCGCGAGGACGCGCUGGCCGGAGACGUUUCCUACAAUCUAACUGAAAACAUCGCGCCAUUAAUUAAAAUCGAGUUGGACAAUGUUCCGAUGGAUAAGUUGGAAGCCGCUCGAGACGAAGCUCGUGAAUGUCUAAAGAGUGUAAUCUCUGGUGAGGAAGCUAUUGAUAUGGAUCGCAUGAAGCGACUCAUAAGAAAGCAGCUGAGAGAGACCAUGGCCAGUUUAGAGUCCGAUCCACACCAUGCGAUCGCUUUCAGAUGUAUUGGUGAUGCUUUAUAUUCACAGAAUGAGAAAGACUUUGUGUCCCGUAUGAAUCCGCAACAAACACUACAUGAAUUACUGACAGAAAACGUAGAUUAUUGGUUGGGACUUUUGAUGAAGUACUUUUCUGGUGAUUUAGUCACAAUCAUCGGAUCGCCUAGUAUUGCAUUGCAAGCUAAAAUGGCAGAAGAAGAAAAGAAGAGAAUAGAAGAACAAAGAGCUAAAUUAGGUGAAAGUGGAUUAGCAGAAAAGGCUAAACAACUGGAGGAAGCUAUGGAAUUUAACGAGCGCGCCCCCCCCGCCGGCACGCUGGCGGCGGUGCCCGUGCCGUCGUGCGACGCGCUGCGCUGCCACCACAUCCGCUCGUGGAGCAGCGGCGCCGAGCCCUGCCCCUACUUCGACCUGAAGCAGGUGCCGCUUUACGCGAGGGUUCACAGCCUGAACACCAAUUUCGUAUAUAUAAACAUAAUCCUCGAUACCACGAAAGUGGAUCAAACUACACGCAAGUGGCUUCCUCUCCUCCUCAAUGCGCUGGCCGAGUGUCCGGUGUGGCGCGGUGAUGAACUGAUAUCACACGAGGAAGUUAUCUCGACCACGGAACAGUUGACAGUGACAUUCUCUAAUGAUAUCGGGUUCGGUCGUCCCGGUAACUUUGCAGUGGGACAGUUUGGCAACUUUGUUCACAUCGAAACAAGGUGUGAACCAGAAGAUUACGAAGAAGUUGUUAAUCAUCUUUAUGAAGUCUUAUACGCAGCUGAAAUAACUAAGGAAAGACUAUUAGUAUUCACUCAAAGAUUGCUCAAUGAUGUAUCGCAGGUAAGAAGAAAUGGUCACAAAAUGGUAUAUGACAUUCUACGAGACUCGCUUUACUCAAAAGACAGUAAUGUCCACUGGAGUUCUGUACUCCGGCAACAGAAAUUCCUCAAAGAACUCAUAGAGCAGCUAAACGCGGGCGGCGACUCGGCUGAAGCGGCGCUGAAUGAAGCGAAGCGAACGUUCAAGAAUAUCACAGAGAGUGCAUGGUUACAUCUCGCUACCGACUUCGAACGGUACAAGAUUAGUGUGGAACCUUGGAAAAGAUUUGCGAGAGAGAACGAAAUCACUCCUCUCAAGCCUAAUCUGUACAUGGACGCAGAGCUGAUGAACGGGUGGGGUGGUGGCAUGGUGGUCGGAGUGGGCGGCUUAGAGUCUUCGUUCGUGGUGCAGCUGAGUCCCGGCCCGCUGGGCUACGCCCUGUCCGACGCCGCGCCGCUGGCCGUCGCUCUCAACUACUUCACACAGCUGGAGGGUCCGAUGUGGCGAUUGAUACGCGGAUGUGGACUUUCAUAUGGCUAUAGCAUCCGUCCAUCACCGAACGAGGGGCGCCUUGCCUUUACGCUGUAUCGUGCUACCAAUGCUGUGGCAGCCUACACAAAAGCUAAAGCCAUAGUGGAGGAAUAUUUAGAAGAAGGUGUGUUCGACAAAGAUCUAUUCGAAUCGGCUAAAAGUACAGCGCUGUUCGAGGUGGUGGAGAACGAAAAGUGUCCCGCCGACGUCGUCAGUCAAUCUCUCUUCAACUAUAUCAAACAAGCGGGAGAAACAUAUAACAGAGAGCUGGUGCGCGCGAUCGCGGCCGUGACGGCCGAGGCGGCGCACGCGGCGGCGCGGCGCUGGCUGAGCGCGCUGUUCGCGGCCGACAGCAAGCUGGCCAUCGUGUGCCAUCCCAGCAAGGUCGCCGACGUGCAGGCCGCCUUCCGGAAAAUAAAUGUGCAAUUGGAUGUGUUCGAGUCUAUGGAAGCAUCACAUUUCAACAAAUAGCAGUAUAUGAUAAGCUAACUUACAGACUUUUAAAAUACACUUUGUAUUAUUUUUUGCAUUUACUGUAAGUUACACAGUAUUUUAAUCUCAUGAUUAAUAUAAAGAUUUAUGUAAUGUUUGUAUUAUACAUAUAUAUAUUGACUGCCUCGUUGCUCUAGUAGCUACAUGUAAGGCCACAGAGCCAAUAAAAAGUUAUUCGAGUUUUUCUGUCGAAAAUUCUCAGUAGCAGCCCAAAGUCUGGUAGUUGGAAGUGUGUACACUCCCGUGCCUCGGAAAGCAUGUGCCGUUGGUCCUGUGCCUAAACUCUUUCCGGUCGUGUCGGAUUGCCGUCCCAUCGGAUUAAGAGAGUUAGGUAAUAGAGAGUGCACCUGUGUUCGUACACACACUUGUGCACUGUAAUAUAUCCUGCGACAGAAAUCGGUCUGAAGGACAUAUAUAUUAUAUGACUUAAAACUGCUUGGCUGUGCCUAACCAUAUUUAGCUAAUUAAGGUGUGGAUAUACGCGAGAUGACUUCAUUUGAGUUACAAAUAUAUGAUUAUCUAAAGCAUAGCAUAUAGCAUUUACUCUUGUCUUUAAAUAAUUAAAUUUUUUUAAUCAAUUGUAAUAAAACGCAGAGAUAUGGAAUGUAACCCAAUGUAAUAUUUACCUUUUUUCUCUUACAUGCCAUAGUUUAUUAUAGAUAAAAAUAUUUAGUCAUAUUUGAUUUAUGAGACAUUGUGCUGAAAAAUACUAAAAGCUGUGGUACUCCUGUUCGCAAACACAGCGCACAGGAGUUGCGAGGUCUGCGCAGGGCAAGUUCAAUGACGUAUAUCCGCGUCUUAAAUAUUGUGUAAACGUGAAUAUCAUGCCAUGGGGCAUAGAAUUAAUUAUAUUGUAAUAUCCAUAUUUUUUAUUUUCGUGAGAAUAAAAAUAAAUAAAACAAAUGUCGA